CUCAAGGUGACCAACAAACGUGUUGCAAGCUAAAAUAUCCUAUUACCCGUGUCAAGGUUUCUUAUCGAUAUUAUUUAGCGGCGCUUAUCGAGUCAUUGAACGACUGGUACCUGGGUCGCGUCGGCACGCGCCCAUAUUCACUUCAAGUACAGCAUAGUCUCGUUGUGAAUUAUAAAUGGAGGCUAUCUUUUGGAUUUCUUUUCUGCUAGGAAUAACAUAUCGCCAUCACAAGAUAUCAAAGCCGCUGCGUAUCUAACGCCAGAUCUAUUUACCAUCCAUGCCACGAUAAGACUUUAUCUUGGACACAAUGGGGCGGAAGGUCUCGACUACGGAAUGCGACACUGACGCCGCCUCCCAAUCCCGUUCAACGAAGUGCUUAAGUGAGGAAGAAGUUUUGCAACCCGUGUCGAAGACCAUCGGGUCGGACGACUGGCCAAUUUACCUUCUCCAGGAUGCUGUUGUAUAUGGGAAGGAUGGCGAGACUCUGGCCAACCUUCUUCACACUGAGCUUGAGGGCCCUUUCUCAAUCCGCGGGAAGCUUGUGGUUGACCGGGAUUACCACCAUUUCCGCAUCCUAAAAGAUAAAGAAUAUAAAGAUUGCUUGGUGGAGGUUACCAAUGUGCGGGGCUUCAGUAUCGGUGAUGGUCCGAUAACACUUUGGGCAAACGGGAAAGCGGGCUGGUUCGAAAUCAAGCCAGCACCGAUCUAUCAAGAAAUCUAUAACAGGAUGACGGAGGCAAUUGAGCUGUAUUAUAUACUUUGCGACAUACAUACGGACACAAAAUCGCGGGGCAAAGGGAAGAGCCAGAAGCCUCCUGACGUCGAACAGGUUCUCGAUAAGUGUAUUAAAGAAAAGGGAAAUAAAUCUACGCAGGCUAAGAUGAAGAAGCUAUGCUUGGAACAUGCCAAGUUCUUGCUUUCGCAGAUGAAAAACAGAAGUUCGGCCGAUAUGGGUUGGAAGACUACACCAUUCUUCAAAUGGCUGGUGCAGAAUUCACCAGAUAUCACCAAGCAGCAUAAUCCUACCGGUAGGCAGGCAAGCAUAAGCGCCACUGAUCAAUCUGGUAGCAAGGGGAAACCAGCAUCGUCGCAAGCGGCCAAAAACAAGCCGAUAGGCGCGGCUGCCACGAUCCUCCAAUUUAUGAACGACUUACACACAUCGGGUUUCCUACGAAUACCACGAAUGAAUAUUAGGUCCCUAGCACGAAUUAUGUAUGAACGGUUCGAAAUCAUCGACGAAGACCUUGCAAAAGAAGUUAUUCAAGUGCACGCCAAGACGAUAUACCACGGGUUGGGCGAAGAGUGGGCUGGCAGCCCUAUAUUCCAUAAACUUGAAAUACUUUCUACAGGGCAUCAGAAGGUGGCAGAUGCCGAGUGUCACAAGCAAGCGAUUGGAUUGGUGUUGCUAAUGCGCGACGGCAUAGAAGAUGAAAAGCGUGAAGUGGCAGAACCCUCGCCGACUCCUGAACCCGUGCACAGAAGGGCAGGCAAAGGGGCUGGAAAGGGGGCUGGAAAAGCCGCUGGUCUCCGGUUGAAAAGUACACCUGCCAGCCAACAGAAGCGGUCGCCGACACCAUAUGACGAUGAGCCUGAUAUGAGGUCCGCAAAACGACAGAAAAUGAAAGAUGCCGCUGCGAAAGAAGAAUCCGCCGAAGACGAAUUUGAGGAAGAUGAGGACGAAGGAGAUGACGGGGACGAACUGCCGAUAGAGUUUGAUCUUGAGUCCACUGUCCUCCCCUCAUCGGCUCCUCAAGGCCCAAAUGGACUCUGGACAUGUCACAAAGAGGCUUGCGGGCACACGAUCCCAAAUGCGGGUGAACCUGACGGCCGGGCCAAAGUGCAAAGCCAUUUCCUAUGGCACGCGGAUGAAAUUGCAGCUAGGGAGAAUCUCGUUAUUGAAGCUCAAAGGCCUUAUCUACCUAUCAGUAAUUUACUAGAUAAGUUGAAGAGGUUAGGGGAAAUGGCGAGGUUGAGAGAGGAUGACGGGGAGAAAACUGCAGCUGGAAAGGAUGCGCCGGCUCCGAUUAAAAGGAGGCUAGCAGCAUGAUCUUACUUCAGCAGGAGAUAGGAAGUGUGAAUGUUUACCUGUACCUCUAUAGCGUUGGCGUUGGCUGGAAUUUGACCUACUCAUUUGGGUUGCUGGCGGGGGCGGUCAGGAGUUGAGAAUUAAGGGCUGGUGGACAUUAUGAGGAAACAUGGCUUACCAGCUUUAUAUGAUUGUUAAUGAAUAUUAUGUUUCGAUGGGAAAUACUGCAUUUGGCUUGCUGGGU
Molecule: messenger RNA, 2270 nt
Organism: Pseudogymnoascus verrucosus
Lineage: Eukaryota; Fungi; Ascomycota; Leotiomycetes; Thelebolales; Thelebolaceae
Exons: 3
Coding region: 308-2047 (579 amino acids)
Source: RefSeq, a predicted model, not a curated record